CUUCGUUAGACGGGGAGGACGCGUAGGAGAGAGCGCUCGCUUCCGUCGUCACCUACGUCGCGAUGACGCGAGGAAACGAACGUUAGGUAGAGGAGAGGGAGAGGAGACACAGCGACCACGCCGGCGCGCGCUCCGGUCGCGGGGAUCGCCAUGCUGCGUUCGGUAGGGCUCUCGCCGACCACGUCGACGGCGGGCGCGUCGCGCGUCGUCGAGGCGCGCGCGCGCUGCGCGUCGUCGACGUCGCCGCGAGCGGCCCGAAUCGAAUGCGCAUCUGACGUGGCGAGAAGGAACGCGCGAGUCGCGUCGUGCGCGAGCGCGUCGAGCUCGAGCGCGUCCGCGUUCGUGGGCACGCGGCUGAACGGCGUUCACCACGCGAACGCGGUCGUAUGGGAACCAGUCACGGCACGUUAUCAAGAUCGAUGGAUCGCGCGCGCCGCGACGCGACGGUGGCGAGCCCCACCGACGCGCGCGGUCGCGACGGACGGCGAAGGCGUCGACGCGCGGCCGAGCGGUGCCAUCCCGACGCCUCCCCCCGUCGCGGCGAACGCGCCGCGCGCGCGAUACCGCGCGCGCCGGCCGUCGCGCGAGCGGCGGUGGGAACGGCCGGUCGAUACGUGGUCCGCGCCCGCGACGCGAGGGAAAAAGAAAUUCCUGAGCUGGGCGGAGCUGCGCAGACUGCGCGCGCAGACGGAGCUGAAGAUGCAAUCGCAGCGCUUGCGAGGACCGAACGGGGACGCGGCUCCGAUGAAGCGCGUCGACGGCGCGCCGCCGUCGUCGUCCUCCUCCGUCGCGGACCAGAUCCUCUUCGGCGGCGAUCUCUCCGAGCUCGACUUCGACUUCGUCCCGGGCGGGGCGGAGAGAUCGACGGACGACGACUUCGUCCCGGGCUCGUCGUCGUCCGACAAGCCCCCUAAGACGUACCGCGGCAAGGCGCUCGUGAAGCGCAUCAAGCAGCUCGGGGACGCGCGACGACUGGACGACGUCUUGGCGCUCGUGGAGCGAUCGGAGAUUCCGACGACGCGAAACGGCAGAAGGAUAACCGUCGGCGCGGUCAUCGGCGCGUGCUGCAAGUGCGGCGAUUUAGACCGCGGGCUGACGUUACUUCGACAGCUGGACGGCCCGGGCGGGAUCGGCGCGGGCGCGCCGUCGUACUGCGCGCUGAUACAAGCGCACGGCCGCGCGGGGCGGCUCAGAGAGGCGCUGCUGCUUCUGGAGACGUGGGAGAAGGGCCGAGGACCCAAGGACAGCAAGAUCGGCGUCGGCAGGAACGGCACCAUCUACGUCGCCGCCGCGGGGAAAUGGCAGAAGAAAGACGUCCCGCUUCGAAGCGAGAAGUGGAGGGACGAGAUGGGGACGGAGUGGCACCCGCCGAGGGUGGCGCAGACGCGAAUGCUGCUCACGAUUCAAGACGCGUGCGCGUCGUGCGGCGACGUCGUCCGAGCGAGGUUUUUUAAAGACCGCGUCUUGUCCUGGAACGGCCGGAUCCAAAACGGCAGGGUCGCGUACGACGGCGUGACCGACGAGGAGGCGGCGUGGAACGGCGUCGCGAAGGCGCACGCCUCGAGCGAGGACCCGCUGUCGUGCAUCGCGGUGCUUCGAGAGAUGGAAGAGGCGGGCGUGACGCCGUCGCAGUGCGCGUACAACAUCGCGCUCGCCGCGUGCCAAAAAGGCGGACGACCGGACUGGGCGCGGACGCUCGUCGCGAGGAUGCGCAAGGUGGCCGCGCGCACGGGCGACGCGAACAUGUAUCCGGACGCGAUGUCGUACACGACGACCGCGAGAGCGGAAGCGGGCGCGGCGAGAGGGUUCUUGGGCGCGAACCACGCCGGCGGCGUCGAGGCGGUGGAGGCGAUGUACGCUGAGGUUCGAGGGCCGCUCGGGCCGCCGCCGGACCCGCAGUGCUACGGCGCGCUCGUGGACGCGUUCGUGGCGUACGGCGCCGUGGAUCGCGCGCUCGCGGCGCUCGCGACCGCGGAGCGCGAGCCCGGGGUGGAUCUCACCGCGAGGGCGUACCUCGGGGUGAUGAGAUCGCAGGCGGCGCGAGGGGACGUCCGCGGCGUUCGCAGGCUCGCGGAGAGGAUGGAGCUCGAGCUCGGGCGCAGGAAAGCGGAGAGAGAGGCGAGGCACGCGCGACGGAAUAAGAAGAAGAAGAGGGGCUCGGCAGGGCUCGACGUCGACGCGAGCUCGCUCGCGUACGCCGCCGCGAUGGGCGCGGGCGCGGGCCCCGUGAACCUGGGAAGCAGCGGCGGCGCCGCCGUGGAAGCCGAGGUUGUGAUGUGCGAGGCGGAGGCGAAGGCCGCAGCGGGCGACGCGGCGGGCGCGCGCGCGGCGCUGGAGCGGCUCAAGUCGUUGGACUUCGCGUCGUCGUCCAAGGUGCUGCGCGAUCGCUCCACGGAGCUUUUGGUCUCGCUGUUCGUCAAGGACGUCGUCGGGAGAGGAAGCGCGGCGCGGUCGAGGGAGGACGCGGAUUUCGCGCAGGCGGGCGCCGCCGCGGCGAAGUCCUUCUUGAACGAACCCAGAGCGCCCGCGGCGCCGGGCACCGCGCGCCCGACGCCGACGCCCGUCUCGGACGCGUGCGUGCUCCAAGGCGAGGUCGACGAGGUCGGCGUGGACGGCUUCUUGAACUGCAACGCGGACGGCGACGCCGACGCCGACGCCGCCGCGGCGACGGCGGCGGCGGAGGAGAAGCAAAAGAGCAUGUGGGGCAUCACGCAGGCGCUCGAUCUCAUCGACAGCGCGUGGGGUUUCGCGUCGCUCGACGAAGACGACGCGUUCCUUCCGUCGCUCGACGAGGACGACAUCCCGAUCCCCGCCGCGGGCGGGUUCGGCGGCUUCCUGAACACUGCGGUGAAGUCCACGUCCGAUUGGAGUUCGCCGUCCACGCCGGUGCUGCGAUCGAACGAAGCCGCGGACGCGCUCGAUCUGUGGGCGGGCGCGGCGAGUCGUCUCUUCGCGGGCGAGGCGGAGCCGCUCAUUUUCCGCGGCGGCGUCGACCCGGGCGCGCUCCUGCGCGAGGUUCCGGACGUCGGGAUGACGAUCGACGAGGGCGGCGACGGCGACGUGGACGCGGCGUUCGGCGGCAAAGUCCUUAAGGAUCGGCGUUCACCACGCCGACGCGGUCGUAUGGGGACCAGUGUGACGGAGAACGCGGACGCGGACGCGGCGGGCGAGAGCGAGACGCGGCGACGCGAGGACGACGACGAGCCUCCUGGCGCGGGCGGCGGCGGCUGGUUCUUCUCCCCGGUCGGCGGGCGAGAGGCGAUCCGGUUCGUCGUUCGAUGCGACGAGCCCGCGGAGGCGGCCGCGGACGCCGUCGGAAGAGGGUUCGUCGCCGUCGUCAUCGACGAGAACCUCCGCCCCGUGGGGACGCUGCGCGGGUCGGCGAAGAAGGCGGAGGGCGUCGGCGACACAGCCGGCGGCGGCGGCGGCGACGCUUCCUCCGCGACGGUGCGAUCCGUCAUGGGACCGCCGCCCACGCUCGUGGAGGGCGACACCGCGACGAUCGGCGACGUCGCGGUGCUGUGCGCCGCCGCGGCGUGCGACGAGCCCGUCGCCAUCGUCGACGCGGAGGGCAGGCUGCGGCGGGUGCUUCGGCAAGAAGACCUCCUCGAGCCGGCGCGGACGACGGACACGUUUCCUCGGUGA
Micromonas pusilla CCMP1545 is the source of this 3645-nucleotide messenger RNA. RefSeq lists its product as uncharacterized. Bases 151 to 3645 code for a protein of 1164 amino acids. The transcript has a single exon. The record is from RefSeq and is a predicted model, not a curated record. NCBI's taxonomy places the organism in Eukaryota, Viridiplantae, Chlorophyta, Mamiellophyceae, Mamiellales, Mamiellaceae. Gene Ontology annotation, molecular function: protein binding.